CGUUGACCUUCGCCGUAUCCUGAGAGAAGCACCAUGGCUACGACCUGGCACCGUCUCGCCCCGUCGUUUAUCAUUCUCUCUUCCAUAAUCUGGAUCGAUCUCUGCUCCAGCACUUUCUUUUCCGCCGUCGCAGAUCCUCUCCGGAGGCCGAUGGUUAUACCUCUGCAUAUGUCGUCGCGCAAUUAUUCCAUCGACCGACACGUGGACAGUCGCCGCCGCCACCUCCAACAAUCCAAGCUCACGCGAGCCCCUAACGCUCGCAUGAGACUCUAUGAUGAUCUCCUUUCCAACGGUUACUACACCACUCGUCUGUGGAUUGGGACACCGCCGCAGGAAUUCGCUCUUAUCGUGGACACGGGAAGCACCGUCACUUACGUGCCUUGCUCUACCUGUGAGCAGUGCGGCAAGCAUCAGGAUCCAAGGUUCCAACCAGAUUUAUCCAGCACUUAUGACCCUGUAAAAUGCAAUCCCAGCUGUAACUGCGAUGCUGAGCAAAAACAAUGUACCUAUGACAGAAGGUAUGCUGAGAUGAGCUCCAGCAGUGGGGUGCUCGGAGAGGAUAUUGUCUCAUUUGGCAAUGAAAGUGAGCUUGCACCCAAGCGUGCUGUUUUUGGUUGUGAAAAUAUGGAAACUGGUGAUCUUUACAGCCAGCGUGCUGAUGGCAUAAUGGGUUUGGGUCGUGGGCGGCUUAGUAUUGUAGAUCAACUGGUUGAAAAAGGUGUUAUUAAUGAUACAUUUUCUUUAUGUUAUGGGGGGAUGCAUGUUGGUGGGGGAGCCAUGGUUCUUGGUAGAAUUUCUCCUCCCCCAGAUAUGGUGUUCUCACAUUCAGACCCUUACCGCAGCCCAUAUUACAACAUCGACCUGAAGGAAAUUCAUGUUGCUGGAAAGCCACUGAAGUUAAACUCAGCGAUAUUCAAUGGAAGGCAUGGAACAGUCUUGGACAGUGGGACCACAUAUGCUUACCUUCCAAAAGAUGCUUUUGUUGCAUUUAAGGAUGCUAUCAUAAGGGAAGUUCACUCUCUCAAAAGGAUUCAUGGCCCUGAUCCAAGUUAUGAGGAUAUCUGUUUUUCUGGUGCUGGAAGGGAUGUUUCUCGGCUGUCAAACAUUUUCCCAGAUGUUGAUAUGGUAUUUAGCAAUGGGCAAAAACUGUUACUGUCUCCAGAGAACUACUUGUUCCAACACACAAAGGUUAGUGGUGCAUAUUGCCUGGGAAUUUUCCAAAAUGCUGAUCCAACUACCCUUUUAGGAGGAAUUGUUGUUCGCAACACUUUAGUAACUUAUGAUCGGGAGGAUGACAAGAUUGGCUUUUGGAAAACUAAUUGUUCAGAACUAUGGAAGAGACUGCACUUCCCUGGUGAUUCUGCACCACCACCUUUGGUUUUCCAUGAUAAUAAUGUUACAAAUAUAGAAAUACCUCAUGUACCAGCCCCAAGUGAAUUGCCUUCAAAUGUCCUUCCAGGUCCAUUUCCAGUGGGAUUUAUAACAUUUCUUAUGUCGAUUAGCACAAAUGAUUCCAACAUCAAUCCCAACUUUGAGGAGCUUGGAAGGAUAAUAGCAAAGGAGUUGGAAGUUGAUAAUUCUCAGCUCCGUCUGUUGAACUUUACUACCAAGGGGGAGGAUUACCUAAUAAGAUGGGGUAUUUUCCCAGCUGCAUCGACCAAUUACAUUUCUAAUAUUACAGCUCUGGGCAUAAUACUGCGUUUAAAGGAACAUCACGUGCAGUUUCCUGAGAGAUUUGGGAAUUAUCAGUUGAUAGAUUGGAAUGCCGAACCUCCAAAGAAGUUGACAUGGUGGCAGCAGCACUAUAUCGCAGUGUUCACUGGUUUAAUUAUUACAAUGCUUAUUGGUUCUCUUGCCAUUGGGAUUUGGUUAGUUCGGAGACAUAGACAAAGAGUGACCAGUGCUUAUGAACCUGUCAAUGCCAGUGGUCAAGAAAAAGAGCUUCAGCCGCUAAGUACAUAAAUUUUCAUCUGAUCAUGAUUAUUUUUGUGCUUGCUUUCUUUCAUAUUUAUGAUCUAGCUAGCAAGCAUGAUGUGCUUCGAAGAUCAGAUUCAUCCAUACAGGGAUCAAAAUCUGGAUCAUCCUGAAUAGAGAUUUGCUAUUUGCUGCUGUUUUGUACAAUUAAAAAGAAAAAAAAAAGGAGGAAAAGAAUAGAAAACAAACUAUAGGGACGAGAAUCUAUUAUCAAUAGUUUCAAGCAUCAUGUAUGUAGAACAUAUCUCAGAUUGAGCGAUAGAAAAUAUUUAUUGGCAAGUCAUACAAAGAUCUGCUUUGUUAAAGGAAUUAUAUAGUCAGUAACUAUUACAAUUACU
This is a messenger RNA of Rubroshorea leprosula, 2312 nucleotides long. The record is from the annotation of a GenBank genome assembly. NCBI's taxonomy places the organism in Eukaryota, Viridiplantae, Streptophyta, Magnoliopsida, Malvales, Dipterocarpaceae.